Molecule: messenger RNA, 3549 nt
Organism: Acanthochromis polyacanthus (spiny chromis)
Lineage: Eukaryota; Metazoa; Chordata; Actinopteri; Pomacentridae
Product: discoidin domain-containing receptor 2-like
Exons: 16
Coding region: 297-2981 (894 amino acids)
Biological process (GO): positive regulation of kinase activity; cell surface receptor protein tyrosine kinase signaling pathway; multicellular organism development
Cellular component (GO): membrane; signaling receptor complex
Molecular function (GO): collagen binding; ATP binding; protein tyrosine kinase collagen receptor activity
Source: RefSeq, a predicted model, not a curated record
UCAGGUGGAAUUCUGGGAUUUUGGCCUCACCUCAAAAUCCUGAACCGUGUUAUUUUCUCUCUUUCUUUCCUCCAGCCAGAAAGACUCUUACAUCAGCCUCAGUUUCCUUUCCCUCUCUCUCUCUGCCUCUCUUGCUCUCUUUUCCACUCCCAGAAAGUCCUUCCGAUUAAGAGGUCAGCGGCUCGCAGUGCUGAAUGCAUCAACUCACAGUAGAUGUGGAAUAUUCCCCGAGACAGAUGGAUUCAUAAAAAAGGAGAGAGAAACUUGCAAAAAAGUGUGCAGCUUCUUAAGAAGACAUGAAGGUCAUGGAGGUUAAACUGAUCUCACACCAGGUCUUCUUUAUCCUGCUGGCUGUCACUGUAAGAGCCCAAGUCAACCCAGAAAUGUGCCGCUAUCCUCUCGGUAUGACUGGUGGGCAGAUUCAGGACGAGGACAUCUCUGCUUCCAGCCAGUGGUCUGAGUCCACUGCCGCAAGAUUUGGAAGACUUGACUUUGACAACGGAGACGGUGACGGCGCCUGGUGUCCUGACAUCAUGUCAGAGCCGGACGGCCUCAAAGAGUAUCUCCAGGUGGACCUGCGCUCGCUGCACUUUAUCACGCUCGUGGGCACCCAAGGUCGCCAUGCUGACGGCAUGGGUAAUGAGUUUGCCCAGAGGUACAGGAUCAAGUACAGCAGAGACGGUAGCAACUGGGUGGGAUGGCACGAUAGGAAGGGAAGGCAGGUCAUCGAGGGCAACAGAAAUGCGUACGAUGUGGUCCUGAAGGAUCUGGAGCCUCCCAUCAUCGCUCGCUUUGUUCGCUUCAUGCCUGUGACGGAUCACUCCAUGAUCGUGUGCAUGAGAGUGGAGCUGUACGGGUGUGAAUGGCUGGACGGCCUGAUGUCUUAUAGCAUCCCAGAUGGAGACCAAAUGAUCUACAGAGGCCUGGACGUCUUCUUUAAUGACUCUGUGUAUGACGGUGCAUCAGCCGAAAGGCUGACAAAGGGCCUCGGCCAGCUCACAGAUGGCACUUGGGGUCUGGACGACUUCCUCCACAGCCACAUCUACGGCGUGUGGCCCGGAUACGACUACGUGGGAUGGAGCAACAAGAGCUUCCCCAAAGGUUACGUGGAGACAAUCUUCGAGUUCGACCACGUCCGAAACUUCACAUCCAUGAAGGUUCACUGCAGCAACAUGUUUGGCCGAGGAGUGAGGAUGUUCAGACAGGUCACUUGUUACUUCCGGUCGGGAUCAGACUGGGAGUCCGACCCCGUGACCUUCAGGCCUGCCGUCGACCGCACCAGCCAAAGCGCCCGUUUUGUCAACGUGCCCCUCGGGGAUCGAACAGCCAGCGCCAUCAAAUGCCGUUUCCACUUCGGUGACCUUUGGAUGCUGUUCAGUGAGGUGGCCUUCCAGUCAGGCUCGGCGGUUUACAAUACAUCUCUGACUCCUCGCAAACAUGGACAUCCCACAAACACUCUGCCAGGAGAUGAUCCCACUCAUAAAGUGGAUGACAGCAACACGAGGAUCCUGAUUGGCUGCUUGGUGGCCAUUAUAGCCAUCCUAUUGGCUAUCAUCGUCAUCAUCCUGUGGCGGCAGGUCUGGCAAAAGAUGCUUGAGAAGGCAUCCCGUCGCAUGUUGGACGAUGAACUCACCGCUCGUCUCGCCGUCCAGACUCAGGCCUUCUCCUUCCAUCACUCCUCUCUGUCCAGCGAAGGUGGCUCGACCUCCAACUCCACCUAUGAGAGGAUCUUCCCCAUCUGUGCCGACUACCAAGAGCCUUCACGCCUCAUCCGGAAACUGCCUGAGUUUGCUCAGUCCUCUGAGCACCUUGGUAAGUUUGCAAAGAGCAGACGUCUAAAACAUCAGCUCAAGCUACAGCUCUGUAUCGUGCGUUUCUCUCCCACAUCAGAGCCGAGCGCCUCCUUCAGAGCUCUGACAGCCAGUGGUUCAGAUGGAGCUCCUCACUAUGCAGAGGCGGAUAUCAUCAGUCUGCAGGAGUCUUCAGACAGCAGCACCUACUCCAUCACAGCUGUCAGCAUGAAUCUGUUCGCUGGCACUGAUUCAUCCAUGAGAGAGUUUCCCAGACAGAAGCUCACCUUCAAGGAGAAACUGGGAGAGGGCCAGUUUGGAGAAGUACACUUGUGUGAGGCCGAGGGCAUGCAGGACUUUUUGGAUGAGGAUUUGUCUAUAGAAGGAAACAACGAGUCACCUCUGCUCGUCGCUGUUAAAACAUUACGGGAAGAUGCGAACAAGAAUGCAAGGAAUGACUUCCUGAAAGAGAUCCGGAUCAUGUCUCGUCUGAGGGACCCCAACAUUGUCCGUCUGCUGGCGGUUUGCGUGGACACGGAUCCUCUGUGCAUGAUCACUGAAUACAUGGAAAAUGGAGACCUGAACCAGUUUCUGUGCAAUCUCAGACUGAAGGAGGCCGCUGAUGAAGACAAGACAGAACAGGAGGAGAAAGAAGAGAAGAGUUUGGUCAAUUACACCAAACUGAUUGGCAUGGCAGUGCAGAUUGCAUCCGGAAUGAAGUACUUGUCCUCUCUCAACUUCGUCCACCGUGAUCUGGCGACACGUAACUGCCUGGUGGGUAAAAACUUCACCAUAAAGAUCGCCGACUUCGGCAUGAGUCGGAACCUGUACAGAGGAGAUUACUACCGGAUCCAGGGCCGAGCCGUCCUGCCCAUUCGCUGGAUGUCCUGGGAGAGCAUCCUGCUAGGUAAGUUCACCAUGGCCAGUGAUGUUUGGGCGUUUGGGGUGACUCUGUGGGAAAUUCUGACGCUGUGUAAAGAGCAGCCUUAUUCCCAGCUCUCUGAUGAGCAGGUCAUUGAAAACACAGGAGAGUUUUUCAGAGACCAAGGCAAGCAGGUUUACCUUCCAAAGCCUCCCUGCUGUCCUGACAGAGUCUACAAUGAUCUCAUGCUAAGCUGUUGGAGGAGAAACGCCAAGCAAAGGCCGAGCUUUCAGGAGAUACACACUCAGCUGAUGGAGAGUUUGGCAUAGCAGAUGGGAUUUAUAGUUUCUCUCUGCCAUCCACUGUCCUCUUUGCUUCCUUCAGCGUGGAUUCAUUUGGAUUAUAUUCAGAGUCAGAAGCAACACAUCGAAUGAUUUUGUAAAUGCUUGCUUGUCACAAUGGUGCUGUACAUAACAACACACAAAAAUACCCUUGAACAGAGCCUUAUAUUGUAGAUAUGCAAAUUAGCACAGUGUACUCACACCUUUGUGUAUUUAUUAACUAUUUUUAUUUCGUAUGCUAUGUAUAUUUAUAGAGUACUUCAUGGUAAUCCUAGAUUAAAGAGUUGUGUAUGUUUUUUAAGUCUUUUACCCAUGCAUAGCCAACAUGUAAUUCUAUUGCACAUUUAUUAGAGAAUGCCAGCACUGUCGUGUGACCUUUAUUUGACAUUUUGUUGAUGAGAAUGUGUCUUACUAUGCAGAAGCUCAGUUACAUGUUUUAUAAAUAUGUUGCAGAGAUAAAUUUGCUGUAUAUAGCUGACAAGUAGGAAAAAACAAACAUUUUUUUUUUUACUAUAUUUCAGACCAAAGAUUCUUGUAAAUAAAGAAGAAAUAAUAA